Messenger RNA from Lineus longissimus, 2273 nucleotides. RefSeq lists its product as uncharacterized. Gene Ontology annotation, molecular function: RNA polymerase II general transcription initiation factor activity; TBP-class protein binding. Gene Ontology annotation, cellular component: nucleus; transcription preinitiation complex. The record is from RefSeq and is a predicted model, not a curated record. Bases 171 to 2120 code for a protein of 649 amino acids. NCBI's taxonomy places the organism in Eukaryota, Metazoa, Nemertea, Pilidiophora, Heteronemertea, Lineidae. The transcript has 2 exons. Gene Ontology annotation, biological process: transcription preinitiation complex assembly; transcription initiation at RNA polymerase II promoter.
AGACUUUCACAGCAGAAUUUCACCUUUUCUGCAAAAUCAUCAAAUAUUCCAAAAGAAAGAAGUAAAUCUAACCUAUCAGGACACUGCAGAUUAUGUAUGCUUUGAGUACUCUGUGAUUUCUCAUCAUUGAGCUGAACUAACGAAAAGUUGAGCAACGGCAAGGUCUCAACAUGGCGUGUAAAGAAGGAGGGGAGCAUUCAUUGGAGCUAGUUGAUUCUAAUGGGACUAGCAUGCAGCUCUGUACAAAGUGUGGCAGAAUUAUGGAACACUCAACAUUUGCAGAAAAAAAUGCUACAGAACCGGGUACUAGUUAUGCUCCAUUGAGCCAGGGCCAAAAACCUGAUCUAAGUCGAAUGCUGCGUUGUCAUGUUUCACGUGGUGUUUCCAAACCGGCGGGAUUGGUGUACGGUUUGUCUAUCAUUAAGGACAUUGGAAAUCUACUAAAGCUAAGCAUAAUGCUGAUUGAGGAUGCUUGUAGGUUUUACACGGAGGUGUAUUACAAAGAUAGGUAUAACAAAUUGGAACUUAGAAAUAAGAAGAAACUCGCUGCCUGUUGUCUUUAUAUAAAAUGCAGACAAAAGCUUAUACCGCUAACAAUGAAACAGAUGUGCCACAUGAUCCAAGAAAUGCCGAAAGAAUUUGGACAUUAUUUCAAUGACAUUGUAGUACAUUUCCAUCUUACAGUUCCCCCAUUUGAAUUUGAACUGUUUGUUCCAUCCUUUUGUGCAAAAGCGCAGCUCAGUGAACGCAUAACCAAACGUGUUGAAGAUAUGGUUUCCUUCCUAGACAUGACGGGACAUAAAACAGGGUGUUCUUACCAAAAUAUUGUUGCAGCAUCAGCUUUCCUGGCUUGGCAGGCAGAUGAUGUGACAAAAAACGGUCGUGUUAUUCUGAAAAAGGACUCCAACGAUCCUGAUCUAAAAGUGCUGAAGGAAUUCGCAUCUCACGCUGUAAGGAAACAUGUGAAACUAGUGCUUGAAGACUUUAAAAAACUUGCUGCAGAACUCCCGUGGCUGCGGGCUAGAAAGAAGAAGCUUACAAACUACACUGUCCUUUUUCAUGUUGAUGAUGUCUUGAAGUACAGGCAAAGUUUAUUCUUAAAGCAUAUGGCAAAAUGUGAUGAAAUGGAGAAACAAUUUAGAUGGGAAAUAUCUGAUGAGACAAUUCCUGUAAAAUCUCGUGUGCUCAACAAAUCUAUUAAAAUUAGGAAGCCAGUGGCUGCAGCUGGGUCUCAAAACCAGGUGAAUAUUCAGUGGCUCGGAUCUGUGAUUGACUCUGACAGUGAGACUCAAGUUCCUCCAAGAAAAUCUGAAGUGGGUAGAACUCCUAGAAGUGUGAUGACUGAAGAUCUGAAUUGGAUUGGGUCAAUAUUGAAUUCAGAGGUUACAGCGGAGAAAUCUCGGGAUGAUGAUUCAAUGGAGAAUGAACCUUCAUGCAAAGGAAAUGAAAAAAAUUCCAGUGUAACUGACAUUAACAUUGACACUGCCAGUACAACUGACACAAAAUCUGACACUGACACUCUUGAUCAUGUUAUUUCAAACAGGCAUGCAUACACUGCGGCUGUUGCCACUAUUGACCACACAAGUGAAGGAGAUCUGUAUUUGCGGCUUCCUGCUUCUAACGAGUUUCAGACAGUUGAACUGGAAUGUGGGGAUCAUCCAAAAAAAGUUGAAAGUCAUCCCAAAAGAGUUGGAGUCUUUCGUAAUGUCAUUGAGAGUUGUGCAUCUCGGUGUGAUGGUAAUAAUCUUCCAAUUAGGGUUGCUGAUGCAGUAUGCAGUGCUGCUGCAGGGGACAAUAAUGAAACCACUGAAAUUAAGACAAAAAGAGAACAAGCUGCACUCCACUCUGCCAACUUGGACAGAGUGAAACGAAAGUACUCCAGAUGUAUUGGGCCAAGGUCUUUCAAAAGAGCGCGUAUUCUGGAAGCAGAGAAAGCUGCAAUCCAGGAUGAUCCGGUUGAGAAAGUUGUUGAUUUAGAAUCCAUUGAUAACUGUGAGAUAGAUGACAGUGAAAUAUCAGAUAGUGAAAUCGAUCAAUAUUUACGCUCGCCUCAAGAGAUCACAACCCUGAUGGCUUUGCAUAAGAAAGGUGCUAUUGUAUAUGAGAUUAUGGACAAUUGAUAGAAUUGGACUUUUGAGGAAAAGGGCAAAUAGGCAAUAAAAGGGUAAAAGGAAACCUGUUACUUCAAAGUCGCCUCUAAAUCGCUUCACUAAUCACACUAGGUUUUCUAAUUAUUAUUGAUGCUUAUUUUGUUUAGUGACAUUGGUCAUAGU